This is a messenger RNA of Eubalaena glacialis (North Atlantic right whale), 1871 nucleotides long. RefSeq names its product homocysteine inducible ER protein with ubiquitin like domain 1 (gene HERPUD1). Gene Ontology annotation, molecular function: transmembrane transporter binding. Lineage: Eukaryota; Metazoa; Chordata; Mammalia; Artiodactyla; Balaenidae. Gene Ontology annotation, cellular component: endoplasmic reticulum membrane. Gene Ontology annotation, biological process: ubiquitin-dependent protein catabolic process; negative regulation of endoplasmic reticulum stress-induced intrinsic apoptotic signaling pathway; endoplasmic reticulum unfolded protein response. The transcript has 8 exons. The coding region runs from base 108 to 1271 and encodes 387 amino acids. The record is from RefSeq and is a predicted model, not a curated record.
GGGCGCGCGCGAUCCAGAGAGGUGAACCGUUUUUGUGGGGGUUGGGGCGGCAGCGACACUUCCUGCCUGGCGUCUGGGAGCGCCGCCGAGCCCACAGCGCCGUCGACAUGGAGCCCGAGCCCGUCACGCUCCUGGUGAAGAGCCCCAACCAGCGCCACCGCGACUUGGAGCUGAGCGGCGACCGCAGCUGGAGCGUGAGCCGCCUCAAGGCCCAUCUUAGCCGCGUCUACCCCGAGCGCCCGCGUCCGGAGGACCAGAGGUUAAUUUAUUCUGGGAAGCUGUUGUUGGAUCACCAGUGUCUCAGGGACUUGCUUCCAAAGCAGGAAAACCGGCAUGUUUUGCAUCUGGUGUGCAGUGUGAAGAGUCCUUCCAAAAUGCCAGAAGCCAGCACAAAGGUUGCUGAAUCCAUAGAGCAGCCCGCUGGUCUUAAUCAGGGACAGUCUCCUGGGGAUUCCUCAAGUGACGGUUUAAGGCAAAGGGAGGUUGUUCGGAACCCUUCUCCCUCUGGAUGGGAGAAUAUCUCGAGGCCUGAAGCUGUCCAGCCGGCGUUCCAAGGCCUGGGGCCUGGUUUCUCAGGCUACACAACCUAUGGGUGGCUGCAGCUCUCCUGGUUCCAGCAGAUAUACGCACGGCAGUACUACAUGCAGUACUUAGCAGCCACUGCUGCAUCAAGGGCUUUUGUCCCCUCGCCAAGUGCACAAGAGAUACCUGUGGUCUCUGCGCCUGCUCCAGCCCCUAUCCGCAACCAGUUUCCAGCUGAAAACCAGCCCGCCAAUCAGAAUGCUGCUCCUCAAGUGGUGGUUAACCCUGGGGCCAAUCAGAACUUGCGGAUGAAUGCACAGGGUGGCCCUAUUGUGGAAGAAGAUGAUGAGAUAAAUCGAGAUUGGUUGGAUUGGACCUAUUCAGCAGCUACGUUUUCCGUCUUUCUUAGUAUCCUCUACUUCUACUCUUCCCUGAGCAGAUUCCUCAUGGUCAUGGGGGCCACCGUUGUUAUGUACCUGCAUCAUGUCGGGUGGUUUCCAUUUCGACAGAGGCCAGUUCAGAACUUCCGGAAUGAUGGUCCUCCUCAGGAAGCUGCAAAUCAGGACCCCAACAAUAACUUCCAGGAAGACCCUGAUCCUGAAAUUGCAGACCCCAACCGCCUCCCUCCAGACAGAGACGUAGUGGAUGACGAGCAGACCAGCCCUUCGUUUAUGAGCACAGCCUGGCUCGUCUUCAAGACUUUCUUUGCCUCUCUCCUUCCGGAAGGCCCCCCAGCCAUAGCAAACUGAUGGUGUUUGCUGUCUGGCUGCUAGAGGCUUUGGCAGGCGUGGACUGGAUCAUCUGGUUCCGGCUAGAUUUCCUUACCUGGACGUGGCGAUGGCACAGAAUUAGUAAAAGAAUCAACAAAGAGGAUGAUAUGCUUUUGUGAUUCUGCAAAAGCAGAAAGUAAGACGUGAAGCCAUGAUACAAAUUGAUGAACAAAAAAUGCCUAAGGCUUCUCAUGUCUUUAUUCUGAAGAGCUUUAAUAUAUAUUGUUGUAGUUUAAUAGACAUUGUAAGUAGAAGGCAUUAGUGUCGCAUGUUUAUGCCUGAGGAACUUUUCCAGAUGUGUGUGUCUGCAUGUGUGUGUGUACAUAGAUGUCAUAGAUGCAGAAAUGGUUCUGCUGGUACGAUUUGAUUCCUGUUGGAAUGUUUAAAUUACACUAAGUGUACUACUUUAUAUAAUCAAUGAAAUUGCUAGACAUGUUUUAGCAGGACUUUUCUAGGAAAGACUUAUGUAUAAUUGCUUUUUAAAAUGCAGUGCUUUACUUUAAACCAAGAGGAGCUUUGCAGAGGUGAAAACCUUUGCUGGGUUUUCUGUUCAAUAAAGUUUUACUAUGAAUGACCCUG